Molecule: messenger RNA, 1644 nt
Organism: Penicillium chermesinum
Lineage: Eukaryota; Fungi; Ascomycota; Eurotiomycetes; Eurotiales; Aspergillaceae
Exons: 2
Coding region: 1-1644 (547 amino acids)
Biological process (GO): guanine metabolic process
Cellular component (GO): cytosol
Molecular function (GO): zinc ion binding; guanine deaminase activity
Source: RefSeq, a predicted model, not a curated record
AUGGUCCUAAAUUUUCCCAAGGCUUUUGUGGGCGCCCUGUGCCUUGCAUUGAUCAAUGCUUGGGGAGCUGCAGCCGAUACAUCUGCGUAUACUGUAUACCGGGGCACCUUUGUUUAUCUUCCCAAGCUGAAUUCGUCUUCGACAAAGCCUGAGCUUACCCGAAGUCAAGGUGUUCUAUGGGUUUCCGCUGAGGACGGCCGCAUCAAAGGCUAUGACUGGGGAGUCAAGGAUGAUGCUAGUUUCCAGUCAUUCCUCUCCAGCCAUGGUUGGUCUGAUGGGUCUGGAAGUGGAUCUACCCAAGUUCAGGUAGUCAAGUCGGACGACUCACAGAACGAGUUCUUCUUCCCUGGCUUCAUUGAUACCCAUAUCCAUGCCCCACAGUUUCCCAACCUCGGUCUGUUCGGUUCAAACCAACUCCUGGAGUGGCUGAACGAAUACACCUAUCCGAUCGAGGCCAGCUUCGGGUCCAAGUCAGACCCAAACAACACGCAAACAAACCCCAACGAUGCACCUCCUCUAGGCCUGCGUGAAUACGACGAAGUGAUCGCUCGUACCCUCUCGCAUGGCACUACCACCGCAUCGUACUUCGCCACUAUCCACGUCGCCGCUACCAAUGCUCUCGCCGCGCUCUGCCAAAGACACGGCCAGCGUGCCUUCAUCGGCCGUGUCUGCAUGGACAACAAAGAUCAAUGCCCAUCUUACUACGUCGACGAGUCUGCCGAAGAGGGCUUCAAUGCCACCAAGUCGACCAUCGACUACAUCCACUCUAUCGAUCCAAACGGAACCCUGAUCAAGCCGAUCAUUACCCCUCGGUUUGCCCCAAGCUGCUCGAACGAGUCUCUCGACGGUCUAGGCCAGCUCGCUGCCUCCUACGACCCCCCACUGCACAUCCAGACACAUAUUGCAGAGACUACCUCCGAGGUCGAGCUCGUCCAACAACUCUUCCCUGAGUCCUCCAGCUACGCCGACGUCUACGACAAAGCCCACCUCCUAACCAACCGCACUAUUCUGGCCCACGGUAUCCACCUCACCAAGGAAGAGUGGGCUCUGAUCGUGAAGCGUGGCUCCGCUGUUGCUCACUGUCCCGCCUCCAAUUCCGCUCUCGGCUCCGGCCUCGCUCCUGUCCGCGCCAUGCUCGAGGCUGGCGUCACCGUCGGCCUCGGAACCGACGUCGCGGGCGGAUACAGCACCAGCAUUCUCGAGGUCGCACGCCAGGCGUCCCUGGUCUCCAGGCUGCUGAGCUACAGCGCCGAGUACCUGGCACUGAUCGGCAACACCACGGCCGAGGGCACGGAUGGCCACGAGAAGCUUUCGCCGGACGAUGUCUUGUACCUUGCUACCCGUGGUGGUGCACAGGUCGUCCACAUGGCGGAUGAUAUCGGGGGCUUUGACACGGGGAUGAUCUGGGAUGCGCAGCUUAUUGAGUUGGGCGCUGUGCAGAAUAAGACUAUCAGUCCGCUUCCGGCGAAGCCUCUCAAGAGCCUUGUUAGUCGGGCUGCGGCGGAGUCCGCUACGGUUGGGAAUAUCGACUUGUUUGGGAACGAGACUUGGCAGGAGCAGAUUCAGAAGUGGAUGUGGAGUGGUGAUGAUCGGAAUGUCAAGAAUGUCUGGGUGCAGGGCAAGCUUGUGCAUACUCGAUCUUAG